Molecule: messenger RNA, 739 nt
Organism: Erinaceus europaeus (western European hedgehog)
Lineage: Eukaryota; Metazoa; Chordata; Mammalia; Eulipotyphla; Erinaceidae
Gene: SPATA19
Product: spermatogenesis associated 19
Exons: 7
Coding region: 80-544 (154 amino acids)
Source: RefSeq, a predicted model, not a curated record
CCUCCUGGUUCCACAGGAUUUCUCAGGCAGCCUCCAUGGAAGGAGGGAGCCAAGAAAGAGAUCUGACCUAAGUCCAAAGAUGAUCAUCACAACAUGGAUUGUGUACAUUCUCGCCCGGAAAGGGGUGGGGCUCCCCUUCCCACCAAAAACCAGUUCUGAAAUUGAAGUUGUGGAAAGUGAGGCUCUGUCUGUAGUACAGCAUUGGUUGAAAAAAACUGAAGAAGAGGCCUCCCAGGACAUAAAGGAGAAGAUGUCCACUGAUGGUCCUCCCACCCAUGGCCAAGAUAUACACGUGACCAGAGAUGUGAUAAAGCACCAUCUUUCAAAGUCUGGCUUGCUAUCAAACCAAAGUCAAGAGGUUCUGGAGGAGAGAACAAGAAUCCAGUUCAUAAGAUGGAGCCACACCCGCAUCUUCCAAGUGCCUAGCGAGGUGCGGGAGGAAGCGAUGCGGGACCGGAUAGAGCAGGUGAGGCGAAGUCUGUCCCAACUUACCAAUCCAUCAUCGAACGAGUUUCAAAGCAAAACUUACUUCUCUGAGUGCUGAGAGCAACAGGUGAGAGAGAAGACAGAUUACGUCCUCCCAGGUUGAGGAAGAGCAGCCUGUGUGGGAGCAGCACCAUCCACCCUUGACCUGAGGAGCAACCACAUCCAGAACCCAGCGGGUGAGCCCUUUUUGGGACAGUCGGCAGCACUGGAGUCUGCUGCUGAGCUGUUAAUAAAGAGACAUGCUAUUUAACCA